AUGGCUCAAGCUAUGGAUCUAGUGUGUAAAGAGAUUAUUUACGACGAAGUGGACAAUCAGUUUGCCGAACCGGACCCGACGAUGGUCGGCGACGCUCGGGUCAUUCAGAACUUGAUCAGUCUGGAGCGGCUGACGAUCCCGCCCUGCAACUACUUCGGCUCAGUGCAGCGGGACAUCAAGCCGCACAUGCGCAAGAUCGUCACCACUUGGAUGCUGGAGGUAUGCGACGAACAAAAGUGCGAAGAACAAACCUUUCCAUUGGCGGUGAAUUUCUUCGAUCGCUUUCUCUGUGCCUGCCCGAUCGAUCGCUAUCACCUGCAACUGCUGGGAUGCUGUGCGCUGCUGUUGGCCUCCAAAAUUCGCCAGUGCCAUCCGCUGUCCGUGGAUGUGCUGAGCGCCUACACCGAUCAUGCCGUCUCACCCGAUCAGAUUAGGAGUUGGGAACUGCUGCUGAUCAGCAAGCUCGAAUGGAACAUCACCGCUGUAACCGCCUUCGACUACGUCGAUCAGCUCCUGGAACGCGCCAAAUGGGGCUCGGACGAUUCCCGGCUACGAGAACACGCGCACACCCUCAUUCACGUCUGCAGUACCGAAAUCAUCUUCAUGCAACUGGAACCCUCGCUGCUGGCAGCGGCAUGCAUUGCUUCCGCGACCCGAGGCCUGAAUGUGUCCACCAAAAUGGCCGUCGGUUACGAUCUGUGCCGGCUGACCCUGCACGAUCUGGCGAAGAUCGACUUCAUCGUCAAGAUCAUCGAGGAGAUCGUUGCCAAGGAGAUUGCCGACAAGCAGCUGCAGCAGCAGCAACAGCUGGCAGCCACGGCCGGAAGCUGCAAGGAUCAGUACCAGCAGGCACCGCAAAAGUGCAGCUCCACCGGAGCCACCAGCGGUGGCCAGCAGCCUCCGGCACAGCAGCAGCCCGAAACGCCGACCGACGUACAGUUCAUAUACUUCUGA
This is a messenger RNA of Sabethes cyaneus, 954 nucleotides long. Its product is annotated as G1/S-specific cyclin-D3-like. Gene Ontology annotation, biological process: regulation of cyclin-dependent protein serine/threonine kinase activity; mitotic cell cycle phase transition; positive regulation of G1/S transition of mitotic cell cycle. Gene Ontology annotation, molecular function: cyclin-dependent protein serine/threonine kinase regulator activity. Gene Ontology annotation, cellular component: cyclin-dependent protein kinase holoenzyme complex; cytoplasm; nucleus. Bases 1 to 954 code for a protein of 317 amino acids. The record is from RefSeq and is a predicted model, not a curated record. The transcript is spliced from 4 exons. Lineage: Eukaryota; Metazoa; Arthropoda; Insecta; Diptera; Culicidae.